GUGUAUAUAGCAGCAUUUGCUGUAUCUGCAUAUGCGUGUUCGUUCACUAGAGCAGGAGGAAAACCGUUUAAUCCUAUACUGGGAGAGACAUACGAGUGUCUCCGGCCAGAUAAGGGCUUCCGCUUCAUUGCUGAACAGGUCAGUCACCAUCCACCUGUGUCCACUUGUCACUGCGAGUCCAAAAACUACACAUUUUGGCAAGAUGUCCGGUGGAAGAAUAAGUUUUGGGGAAAAUCCAUGGAAAUCGUUCCCAUGGGAUUUACUCACUUAGAGCUGCCAGGUUUUGGGGAUCGUUACGAGUGGAGUAAAGUCACUUCAUGCAUUCAUAACAUUCUGAGCGGUCAGCGCUGGAUCGAGCACUAUGGGGAAAUGUCUAUCAAACACUCUACCACCAUGGGAGACGUCAGUCAUUGCAAAGUCACUUUCCUUAAGUCCAGAUCUGGAGGUCUGAAUGCUAAUGAGGUAGAGGGUAUGGUCACUGAUUCAGAUGGGCGUGUCAUUCACUCUCUGUUUGGCAAAUGGAGCGAGGCCUUGUAUCUGGGCAAACCACCUUCGGUAACCUGCAUCUGGAGAGCAAAUCCCAUGCCUGAGGACCAUGAGCAGUACUAUGGAUUCACCCAGUUUGCAACUGAGUUAAAUGAAUUGGAGGAGGGUUUAAAGCCACUCUUGCCUCUGACAGACACCCGUUUUAGACCAGACCAAAGAUUACUUGAAGAGGGUGAUAUUGCUGGAGCAGAAGAACAGAAAGAAAGAAUUGAAGUCCUCCAAAGAGAGAGGAGGAGAGUCCUGCAAGAAAACAGCAUGACACACUCGCCCCGAUUUUUCAAACGUGCUGAAGAUGACUCUUGGGUGAGCAAUGGCACUUACUGGGACCUCAGGAAGGACCCUGGAUUCAGCAAACAAGAAUUCCCUGUGCUCUGGUGACCACCAGUGGAUUAGUCAUUGACUUUUCCCUUUCUGCUCUGGCUGUAUAUAGAUCCCUGCUUACUUGUUAUUUGUAUGCAAUCCUGCUGAACACUGUGGCAUUUAAUUUACUAUGCUUAUGUGGAUGUUUUUGUAUUGGUAUUUAUCUUUGUUAAACAGACACAUUUACAGCACGAGAUAGAAAGUACCUCUGGAAAGACGUUUAUGCCUUUAUGCCUAGUUGAUGUUUAGAUGCAAAUGCACUGACCAAUGACAUUUGUACGUGUCUGGAUGUAAUUAGUUUAUUAUUAAUUAAUCAAGUCAAUUUAAAAAAAAAAANAAAAAAAAAAAUCCUCAAAUCGAAUCAAUUAAAAUAAAUGACACAAUAUUAAGACAAUAUUAAGAUUUAGAAUCUUAAAGAACAAACACUAAAGUUCACUCUAAAAUUAAAAAAAAAUUAUUUUGUAAAUUAAGCCUAUAUUUUGGACCAUUAUAGGUUUUUUGCAUUAUGACAUUAUUUUUUUAUUAUCAUUCUCAUUACUGUAACGUGAAAAAGAUGAUGUAUUUCAAUUGUAAAGUGUUUAUACAACAUGGUAGUAUUUGUUAUACUACUUUUCAUUGUUUUUCUUUUUAAAUAAGCACGACAUUAUAUUAAAAAAGUAUUACAGUAAUGAGAAUUUAGGUUACUUAUUUGUCAUGCAAAUAAUGUCAACUGGCAAAUAAAAAAAAUCUAAGUCCUAAAAAUAGGCUUGAUGUUCUUUUAUACAAAAUAUAAUUUCUUAUUUUGUUUUAUGAAAUAGUAAUUGAGUUCUUUUGAGUGACCUGGGCUAUAAACGUUUGAAAGUCACAAUUCAUCCAUUGCUGACUCAGUCACUCCACUUUAUAAUCAGGGAAUAUAGAAA
Sinocyclocheilus grahami is the source of this 1805-nucleotide messenger RNA. Its product is annotated as oxysterol-binding protein-related protein 3-like. The record is from RefSeq and is a predicted model, not a curated record. Gene Ontology annotation, molecular function: cholesterol binding. Lineage: Eukaryota; Metazoa; Chordata; Actinopteri; Cypriniformes; Cyprinidae. The transcript is spliced from 8 exons. Gene Ontology annotation, cellular component: perinuclear endoplasmic reticulum; cytosol; nuclear membrane. The annotation marks the transcript as partial.